AUGACCAACGCAACUCAGGCAUUCACGCGGUCAAGCCAGUACUUCUCUGCAGCUGAUGCGCCGCUUGCACAGCCAAGUGAUCCAGUCAUUCCGCCGGACGGUUCUCGGAGACGUUCCAUGUCCAACGGCAUGCUGCAGCAGCACGCACGUGUCCUGCAACAAUUCAAUGCUGAUUCGAUCAAGAUCCUCUUGCUUGAGAAUGUUAGCCAAGGCGCGGUAAAGAUACUCCGUGAACAAGGAUUCGAAGUGGAUUUCUACACAGGUGCAUGGUCGGAAGAUGAGCUUGUCGAAAAGAUUGGCGGAUACCAUGCAAUUGGCAUCCGCUCUAAGACGCGCCUCACACAACGCGUGUUUGAUGCGGCGCACCAGCUUCUUGUUGUCGGCUGCUUCUGUAUCGGAACAAAUCAAGUGGACCUCAGCGCGGCGACUAAGAACGGCGUGGCUGUCUUUAACUCGCCUUUUGCCAACUCGCGUUCAGUCGCUGAGCUUGUUAUAGCCGAAAUGGUGUGUCUUUCGCGCCAGCUCACGGACCGUGCCCAGGAGAUGCGGCAGGGUACUUGGAAUAAAGUGUCAAAGCGGUGCUUCGAGCUCCGUGGCAAGCUUCUUGGCAUUGUGGGAUACGGUCACAUUGGCUCGCAACUCUCUGUCCUUGCCGAGUCUAUGGGCAUGCAGGUAAUUUAUCACGAUGUCGUGCCUCUUAUGCCCUUGGGUAGUGCGCGCCAGGCAGAUUCGCUCGAAGAGCUUCUUAGUGAAGCCGACUUUGUGAGCAUCCAUGUGCCGGAACUGCCUGAGACACGCGGCAUGAUCGGCGAACGGGAGCUUUCGCUCAUGAAACCGGGCGCCUACCUCAUCAACAAUGCACGCGGCACCGUGGUGCAAAUUCCUGCAUUGGUUGAGGCCCUCAAGUCGCAACACAUUGGCGGUUGUGCGCUCGACGUCUACCCACGUGAGCCGGCUAAGAACGGUGUCAAUGCCUUCAACAAUGACCUGAAUGAAUGGGCGUCGGAACUUCAGAGCCAAGCCAAUGUCAUCAUGACACCCCACAUUGGUGGCAGCACCGAGGAGGCUCAGCGAGCUAUUGGUGUGGAGGUGAGCAAUGCGCUGUGCCGCUAUCUCAACUUUGGUGUGAGUACGGGCGCCGUCAACUUCCCCGAGGUGAAUCUCCGCCCCAUCACGGAACAGGAGGUCCGCUCAAUUCGCUUGUGCUACGUGCACCACAACCAGCCUGGUGCGCUUUUAGCCGUCAACGAGAUUAUUGGUUCACACAAUGUGGACAAGCAGAUCACAGACUCACUAAAAGAUAUCGCUUACCUGCUCGCUGACAUCAGUGAUGUGUCCGAGUCUGAUAUCCAGGAUAUCCACAUGCGUCUGAGCAAGACCCCUGCUAGUAUCUUGACUCGUCUUCUCUAUUAA
This is a messenger RNA of Malassezia restricta, 1413 nucleotides long. Its product is annotated as D-3-phosphoglycerate dehydrogenase/2-oxoglutarate reductase. The transcript is spliced from 2 exons. Lineage: Eukaryota; Fungi; Basidiomycota; Malasseziomycetes; Malasseziales; Malasseziaceae. The coding region runs from base 1 to 1413 and encodes 470 amino acids. The record is from RefSeq and is a predicted model, not a curated record. Gene Ontology annotation, molecular function: NAD binding; oxidoreductase activity, acting on the CH-OH group of donors, NAD or NADP as acceptor.